AUGGGGGACGACAGUUCACAGGAUAAUACUGGAACUCCACCAUCAGGAGGAGCACCAACAGCUGGAAAUCCACAACAACCAGCUAGUGCAAUCAGAAAUAAAGUGGAUGUUCCGCCUGGAUUUGGAAGACGUGUCAGUUCGGUUGAAGUGGUAAAGAACGCGAUGCCUCCGACGAAGAAGGCUUCUGUCGUUAUUUUCGAGACUCCCGAUACUCCUAAAGCUGAGAGAAGAGCUUCAUCUUGGUGGCGCAACUUAGUGAUGGACGACGACAAAACGGCGGCUGCGCAGCCAGAAAUCAUCAUAUCUCCCGAACAAGCUGGUAAUGGACUCGAAGACCGCCACCGUAACAUCUCUACAGCAAGUGUCGGAGACAAAAUUGGACAUUCUAGCACAUAA
Messenger RNA from Caenorhabditis remanei, 396 nucleotides. RefSeq lists its product as uncharacterized. Bases 1 to 396 code for a protein of 131 amino acids. The record is from RefSeq and is a predicted model, not a curated record. The transcript has 5 exons. Lineage: Eukaryota; Metazoa; Nematoda; Chromadorea; Rhabditida; Rhabditidae.